AUGCAAUACGAGGUCAUAGACGACCGCCCCUUACGGCGACCUCGCGAGCUCGACUAUGUGAUCCGUCACACCGCUCCUACAGCCAUCCGUUAUGAGGACAACCGCGCGGGCCCGGCCCGCUCCCGAGAGAGGACGUACGGCCCCCGUGAUGACAGAAGCUACAGUCCACCAGUUCGUCGCAGAUCUCGCCGCUAUGAUAGCCGCUAUGAUAUGGGUGAACUGAAACCUAGGUUCACUCAUGGAUAUGGUCACUACGAUAGAUACUCGUCUCCAAGUCCCCCUCCUAUCAUCGAGAGAACCAGAGAACGCAGAGGAUACGGCGGUGAAGAUGAACCUGCUUUACGGAUCGAACGCAGACGAGCUGUACGGCGAGACUCAUACUCUCAACCUCAUGACACUUUGAUGGCCAGAGUCGCCAGCUUCAAGUUCGACAGCUCCCCUGAAGCUCCAGCCGACCUCAGCUUGGAUGCCUCCAGCACCAUCUUGCCAAAAGGGAAGCGAGGUUCUACGAGUCGACCCCACAAGGCCGUCCACGCCGAUAUCCAAGCACUUCCCUUCUUGACAACGCCUCAGCGCAAGGCCAUCUCGCGGCUGCUGUCUGACGUCAAGAAGAACUCGUCAAGGCCCAUUCGAGUUUCCAAAGAUACUACCGUGAGACACAUGGACCCUGGUGUUCGACAACUCGACAUCCCUCCGUCCAAGGACAGCCGUGACAAUCAUAUUACACCGACGCCAGUCACCUGGCUCUGCAUCCCAUACUUCUCCCUCGAACGGUACUCUGGCUUGUCUGCCUCCACGAAUCCAGGUUCGUAUCCCACACAGACUCUCCUGCAGGCGUCCUACGCUCGCAUCGCAUACAAACGCGACAUGCAGCAAGCGGCCCGUCAUAUCAACAGCGGAGACAAGGGUUGGUGCUUUCACAUCCCGCAGCUCUGGUGCUUGGUCAUCGGCGACUCUGUACUCGUGACGUGCGGGCUGAUGGACGAGCUCACGCUGCGCGACAAGGCCAUCUCCGUCCAGGAAGAGAUCCCGCGGCCGCCAAACUCCAAAGGUGUCAAGGGCGCCCGCAUCCUGGUCAAGUAUGGAGGCUCGUUGUCAUGGUCCCUACCUGCUGAGGAAUGCAAGACGUUCCUUGGCUUUGCUGCUCACUUUCACGAACUAUGGCCUGCGGUAAUGGAAUUCUAUCACGACCAGCAAGUGGUAUCUAAGGAUACAUGGCGCGAUAUUUUCAAGCUUCUCCAGCGAGGGCGGAGCAGCAUUACGCUCAGCAUGAAGACCAAGUUUGCGCCGCCGUUCACGCCUUCCUCGCGCCUCCACGACUUGCACCGGGCACCCGCACGUAUUCCGACUUCCAAGGAUACCAAAAGUCCAGAGGAAAGCAGCCACCAGCCUUCGCCACGAGGAAGACGCGAUGAGGCCGCCAAAGAGUUCGACAAGGAAGACAAACCAACAGAGAUACCUUCACGAAACCCCAACGAGAUCUUUCACGUCUUCAGCUGGAUCAAAACCAAAUCCUCGAGCGCAGCUGAUUACCCAAAUCUCGAAAGUAUACAGGGGCGCCUUGAACAGGUGUCCAGCCUUCUCAGCGGUGAUUCCAAUGCUGCCGGAAGCAAGGCCUUCCGAGCUGCUAGCACCUUGGACCGCGCAGCCACUCAUGCCCGUGUCGAAGCCUCAACCCGACAAGCUUCCGAUGUGGGCCCUAGCAGCCGUAGAUUUGGCAGAUAUCGACAGAGUGCAAUCGAGCUGUUCAACACGGCAGACAUUCCCCAAGCUUCGGAAGCAAACCGCCACGGCAGGGAUGCCAGGCGUUCUACGGGCGAUUCGCCUCACCCGAACAUUGGUCUUAUCCUAUCAAAGUUUAAGGAUCUUAUGCCGAACAUGCUGGCCUUUAAGCAAUUGAUGACGCAAGCUACGGACUCUGAUCGUGCCAAGAUACAAGUAUCUGACGACCUGACCCGCGCCUGGCCCCUCAUCGUCAUGAGCCUUAUUCAUAGCUGCACUGACAUGGGUAGUGUAAGCUCAUGGGGUGAACAGCUGAACUUUGCAAUAUCUCUCAUUCAAAGCGGCAUGGCAGAAACUGUUGACAGCCUUUCCUCCUUUCGACUUGCCGAUAAGAUCACCGUCUUACCGAUGGAUCUUGUUUCGUUGAUGAGCAUUCGACUGCUCUCUGAUAUCACUGGAAAACACCCAAGUGCAAGCGAGACGUAUCUGGAGUACCUCCAGGGCUUGGAAGCACAGAUUACGUCAAUGCCAUCCGAUCGAUCGUAUGAGACUCGCAUCAAUCACGUACAGGAGGAACUCACAAUCGCGAAGAAGAUUGUGGAUGCGCAAAAGGUCAUUUACGGGUUCAUCAGCCGAACCUUAAACGCCGGCGAGUGUAGAAACACUAUCAGUCGCACAAGGCCGUUCGAUCACUAUGGUGAAGGCCUCAAUAGAUCGGCGGCACCUCAUGGCAACCCUUUUGCGCCAGGGAACGCGGACGAAAUGGCACUUGAGCUGCCGCUUUCCGAAUUAUCGUCUGUCAGAGACCUUCUUGUUUGGGAGUGCAUCGACGUAUUGGAGCGGAAGAAGAAGGAGUUUCAAGGGUACGGCUUGCACGCGCAGUCACUGGAGCGCCAGAAUGCCAGCAAGGUCAUCGGUACCAAAGACAAGCAGGAAGAGGCCAUCUACAUCUUCACACUCGUGACGAUCAUCUUUCUGCCGCUCAGCGCUGUCUCGAGUAUUUUCGGCAUGAACACCAGCGACGUGCGAGACAUGGAGUCGGGCAUGUGGACGUACUGGGCUGUGGCCAUCCCCGUGACGCUGCUGGUCAUUCUGCUCGGUUUAUGGUGGCUCGGUGAACUGGGAGCGCUCGCUGCGUGGGUGGCAUGCAAGUUGCGAGGACAGCGCGGUCUUUCGGAUGAGAUUCCUCCACCGCCGUACCCAGGGCAUCAGCUCUCGUCGAUGACGGCGCCAGAGGAGUUUCCCGGCCGCACCCGUAACGUCUACCGGGAGCGAUACUACCGUCCGCCUCCACCGGUAAUGGAAAGCGAUGAUGACGGGCGUGAAGGCUGGCGGCGUCCGUAUCCGCAACGCGAGGAUGACAGGCUUCAAGAGGAGAGAUAUGCCGUGGGGAUUCGACUCGACCGAGAGAGGCGACGCGCCGAGGAAAGGCAGCUGUUAGAGGAAAAGAGACUACUGGACAAACUGGAGGUGGAGGAGGAGGCGAAGGCGAAGAUGCAGGCUGAGCUGGACAUGUUGCGACGAGAAAUGAGAAAGCAAGAAGAAGAGGCGGCAAAGAGGGCCGCAGAGGAAAGGAUGCAGCGCCACCGAAAUGAGGAGAGGGAGAGGCAUCUCGCAGAGGAGAGGGAGAGGCGUCUCGCAGAGCAGAAGGCGAGACGCGCGGCGGAGGAGAAGGCAAAGCGAGCGGCGGAGGAGAAGCAACCGGCCAGCGAGCGCGAGAGAAGGGACAAUUCCGAUGAAGGGACCCAGCAGACGUCCGCCGCAUCGCGACCAGACGGUGGAGGAGAACGACUGAUCUCGACCGGAAAUUGA
This is a messenger RNA of Verticillium dahliae VdLs.17, 3534 nucleotides long. RefSeq lists its product as uncharacterized. Gene Ontology annotation, molecular function: metal ion transmembrane transporter activity. The transcript has 6 exons. Gene Ontology annotation, biological process: metal ion transport; transmembrane transport. The coding region runs from base 1 to 3534 and encodes 1177 amino acids. Lineage: Eukaryota; Fungi; Ascomycota; Sordariomycetes; Glomerellales; Plectosphaerellaceae. Gene Ontology annotation, cellular component: membrane. The record is from RefSeq and is a predicted model, not a curated record.